GCCGCUUCAAAUGCGAAGCCCGUCCCAACCACCGCUCUCAUUUUCCCCCACCUCGGCUCCUGCACCUUCCAGUUCCUCCACAAUUCCCUUAUCUUCCGACACCUUCUCGUCAUCACAUGGCUCUGCGCUUCUCCGAUCGAUUCGAUGCCCUCUGCCCUUCUCUGAUCUCCAAUCUCUCCUCCCAGCUCUUCUCCAUCGCUUCCGGUUCCCUCCUCUGUAGCCCUAGAUUGUCCCCCGCCUUCUCAUUUCGGAUCCAUCGCGCCAAACCCUGGUACUGAUGUCCCUUAGCUCUCUCCAUGGGAAAGAGCAACCGACGCAAGGCUGGUGCUGAUCAGUUUGACAGCAGUGAUGCUGAUAGCGUGAGUUCUACUUCGACGGCUUUGUCUGAGCUAACGCUGGCGAACGAGACCGAGCAUGUGAACUCUUUGGAGUUCGUUCUAGACAAGUACAUCGAUGCUCUCUAUGAAAAGAGAGGAUCUACGAGAGAGACAGCUUUGUUGGGGCUUCUCGAUGCCUUUGAAGGUCAUGUGCUUCUUACAUAUGUGGAAAACAAAUGUAUUACUCUAUUGCAACAAUACAUCAAUUCAAUCAAAAAGGGUUCUACUAAGGAGAUUUGCUUAGCUUCUCGGGCCAUUGGAUUGCUGGCCAUUACUGCUGGUGCUGGAAGCAAUGCACAUGAAAUAAUGGAAGAGUCAGUGCCGCAACUCUCUCGAGCCCUUAAACGUGGAUCUGAUGCAUGCAAGAUAUCCGUCCUGGAUUGCUUAGCUGUCAUCUCCUUUGUUGGUGCAAAUGAUUUAGCUGAAACUGAAACAUCUUUGAAAAUCAUGUGGGAAGUGAUUCGUCCAAAAUCAGUCUCCAAUGUUGGGCCUUCGAAAAGACCUAGUUCUGCUGUAUUAGCAGCAGCCAUAUCUACAUGGUCGUUUCUUCUGACAACCAUCAGUAGCUGGAGAAUUAAUCCUGAUACUUGGAAGGAGUCAAUUUCAUUCCUUUCUACUCUAUUGGAAGUGGAUGAUCGUUCUGUUCGUAUUGCUGCUGGUGAAGCAAUAGCCCUUUUUUUCGAGUUAGGGAUACUGGACAUGUCCUAUAGUGAGGAGAGUGAUGUUGUGAAUUUUAAUAAUGAGGUCAAGCGCCGUACAGUUACAUAUAUGCAAUCAAUGAAGGCAAAAAUAUCAGGUCAAAUUUAUAACCUUUCUAUGGAGGCAGGGGGUAAAGGCGCUGACAAGAAAAAUCUUAACGAUCAGCGAGACUUGUUUCAGAAAAUUUGGGAUUUUGUUCAGGUGGGUGAGCGUCCAGAAGUAUCAUUGAGGAUUUCAAGUAAGCGUAACAUUCUGAGAACUUCAACAUGGAGCCAAUUAAUACAGUUGAACUUCUUGAAGCGUUACCUUGGAAGAGGUUUUCUCAAGCAUGCACAGGAAAACGAACUGCUUCAUGAUGUUUUUGAAUAUACGGUAGAUAAAACAGAAAGUCUAUCAGCGAAGGAGAAGAAAAUUUCAAGGUCAGGGGAUGAAAAAGGACGGACUCAGAAGUUGAACAAGGACCGCAGGAUGGCUCAGGCAAGGAAGCAGGGUCACCUAAUUGCUCAAGAUGCGUAAAGAUUGCAUGAUUGUUUCAAGACUAGAAGAUGGGUUUAUUCUGAAGGUGGCCUUGCUCCACCAACCCUUUUCCCAAUCGUCGGAACCCAGUCUGCAGUCACUGCACGAUUGUUGGUUAACUGAUUUAUCUCCUUAUAGAAUCUGGACAUGUUUAUUUGAAAGAAUUAUAUACUCUCCAUGUAUCUCCUUGCUUAUCAAGCCCUUCUAUGGCAAAGGCUUGUAGAUGCUACAGAACUAAAGCUGGUUGGCUCAACCGGCUAGGAUUAUAUGAGCAACCUGUUGGCUAGUGGAGUACUCUUCCCAUUUGUAAAAGGAGCCAACUCACAUCCUAAUAAAUCUUGCAUAAUUUUUCUGUUUA
Messenger RNA from Phoenix dactylifera (date palm), 1950 nucleotides. RefSeq lists its product as uncharacterized. Lineage: Eukaryota; Viridiplantae; Streptophyta; Magnoliopsida; Arecales; Arecaceae. The record is from RefSeq and is a predicted model, not a curated record.